AUGUCUGCACGUAAGAAACUCAAGGCUUCGCUGAAGAAGGGAGAAUCGCUCGACGAUGUUUUCCUGCGGCUGAAGCUCAACCAAGCAGGCGACAAGCUCUUGGAGAAGCCGCAGUUCCUUCUCUGGCUUAAUUAUGCCGACGAGCUAGCUUCCAAGACCGGAAAGGAAGUGUCGGCAAUCACGACACUGACAACUCAGUACGGAGACAUAUCACUGGCGAAGUUACUGCAAGCAGAUUCGAAGGUCGUGAAGACAAAAGAAAUCGCGGUAAAACUCGAGCUCUCUCAGAUGCAGAGGUGGUUAGCUGGUGGCAACACGGCUGACGACAUUUUCAAGCUGCUUAAGCUGAACAGGGCGGGGGAUGACCUGCUGAGCAUCAAGAAGGCGACGGUGUACGCAACACUGACGACUCACUAUGGCGACGACGCUCUGGCUCGGAUGGUCGAAGCGGCCAAGAAGGUGAAAGGCAUGGCAGGUUUAGCGAAACGAAUCGAGGCGACGCAAGCCCAGUAUUGGCUGAGCAGGAAGCAGACUCCCGACGACGUCUUCAAGCUGCUGGGGCUGAACAGCGCCGGGGAUGACGUUCUGGCGAAUCCAGCUCUGAGCACUUGGACCAACUAUUUGAACACUUUCCUCCGGAAGUACCCUGACGAGAAGUGGACAAUGAUCGGGACGCUUACGGGUUAUUACGUCGACGAGGCUGUGGAUCCGAGCUCUGCGAGUACUGCCAAACGCGUUACAAGCGUGCUGUUUAAGAACUGGAUGGAUCGACGCAACGCCGUAUCAAACUCCUUUAGAGCGCUAAGACUCGACAAAGCCGGAGAUCAACUGUUCCAGGACCCGCUGUUUGUGUACUGGAUGAAGUUCUUGGACGAGUACAAUCGGGUGUCUCCUCGCAAAAAGGCUUCAGCCCUGCCAAUUUUGAUGAGAACGUACACGGAUGAAGAACUCGUGAAAAUGCUCUUCGAGGCAGCCCAAAACCCGGCCACCAAGACAAUUGCGACUGGGUUGAAGGGUCAAAUGCUCAACGAGAUUCUGAAAUCUGGAAACAAAUCGCUGCUGAAACUCGAAGGCUUCGUCGAUUUUACCAAUGCGCUGCCUAACGCGACGGCUACAGAUUAUGUGAAGUAUUUCCACAAGAUACUCAAUAGUGCGGAGGAAAACGUGGAUACCAGUUCGGUCUCCUUUAUGCGGCACAAAGCGGAUAUGUUUCAACUGCAGCUGACGACGAAAGUCAACGUGAUGCAGCAAACCUGCCUGGCGACCUACAAAUUCACAAUGGAGCCGAUUUCGCUCGAGCGCAUUGACGUGCUGGAAUCCAAAAUGCGCGACUUAGAGGAGGAAAUUCCCGACCUUCGCGUCAAGGGCGCCACAAUUGCUUCAAUCCAGCGCUUCGACUGUAAACAGUUGAGUGAAGGAUGUGUCAAAAGCAAGAAAACGAUCGAGAAGCUAAGUGGUGAUGCGGCUGAGCUGAGCACAACAGUCAAACUACUAAAUGGCGUUGUUACAUCUGAAGUGUCAGCUAUCAAGAACUACAAACAAGCUUCGACAAGAGCGGAGUGA
This is a messenger RNA of Phytophthora sojae, 1563 nucleotides long. RefSeq lists its product as hypothetical. The transcript has 5 exons. The coding region runs from base 1 to 1563 and encodes 520 amino acids. The record is from RefSeq and is a predicted model, not a curated record. NCBI's taxonomy places the organism in Eukaryota, Oomycota, Peronosporomycetes, Peronosporales, Peronosporaceae.